UCACCCUCCAGUGAUCCUGUCCCUCUCUGUACCCCAUCUGUAACCUCUACAUCCUGAACAUGGUGAUGAGCUUCCGCGUGUCAGACCUGCAGAUGCUCCUGGGCUUCGUAGGCCGCAGCAAGAGCGGGCUGAAGCACGAACUGGUGACCAGGGCCCUGCAGCUGGUGCAGUUCGACUGCAGCCCCGAGCUGUUCAAGAAGAUCAAAGAGCUGUACGAGACGCGCUAUGCCAAGAAGAGCUCCGAGCCGGGCCCGCAGGCGCCGCGGCCCCUGGACCCCCUGGCGCUGCACGCCGUGCCCAGGACUCCCCUGUCGGCGACCACCGUGGACUACCCCGUGCUGUACGGGAAAUACUUGAAUGGACUGGGGCGCCUGCCCACCAAGGCCCUGAAGCCCGAGGUGCGCCUGGUGAAGCUGCCCUUCUUCAACAUGCUGGACGAGUUGCUGAAGCCCACCGAACUGGUCCCACAGAGCGCCGAGAAGCUGCAGGAGAGCCCAUGCAUCUUCGCACUGACCCCUCGGCAGGUGGAGAUGAUCCGCAACUCCAGGGAGUUGCAGCCUGGAGUGAAAGCUGUGCAGGUGGUGCUGAGGAUCUGCUACUCGGACACCAGCUGUCCACAGGAGGACCAGUAUCCGCCCAACAUCGCCGUGAAGGUCAACCACAGCUACUGCUCAGUGCCGGGCUACUAUCCCUCCAAUAAGCCUGGGGUGGAACCCAAGAGGCCCUGCCGCCCCAUCAACCUCACCCACCUCAUGUAUCUGUCCUCGGCCACUAACCGCAUCACCGUCACCUGGGGCAACUACGGCAAGAGCUACUCCGUGGCUUUGUACCUAGUGCGGCAGCUCACCUCCUCAGACCUGCUGCAGAGGCUAAAGACAAUCGGUGUGAAACACCCCGAGCUCUGCAAGGCCCUGGUCAAGGAGAAGCUUCGCCUGGACCCGGACAGCGAGAUCGCCACGACUGGAGUGCGAGUGUCCCUUAUCUGCCCGCUGGUGAAGAUGCGGCUGUCCGUGCCCUGCCGUGCAGAGACCUGCGCCCAUCUGCAGUGCUUCGACGCCGUGUUCUACCUGCAGAUGAACGAGAAGAAGCCCACGUGGACGUGCCCUGUGUGCGACAAGCCCGCAGCCUACAGCCAGCUCAUCAUCGAUGGGCUGCUGUCAAAGAUCCUGAGCGAGUGUGAGGACGCGGACGAGAUCGAGUUCCUGGCGGAAGGUUCGUGGCGCCCGAUCCGCGCGGAGAAGGAGCCGAGCUGCAGCCCGCAGGGCCCCAUCCUGGUGCUCGGCACCCCGGACGUCAACGGGCUGGCUCCAGCCUCCGGCGUCCCCGGCGCGGGGGGCGGCCCGGGCGGCGCGGGCAGCGGGUCGGCUGCGCCCGGCGGCCUGGAGAACGGCAAGACGGGCGCCGACGUGGUGGACCUCACACUGGACAGCUCGUCGUCCUCGGAAGACGAGGACGAGGAGGAGGACGAGGAGGAGGACGACGACGAGGGACCCCGGCCGAAGCGCCGCUGCCCGUUCCAGAAGGGCCUGGUGCCCGCGUGCUGACGCCGCCGCGGGGCCCGGAGGGCGGGAGCCGCCGUCCGUCCCCGUCUGCCCCCGGCCCCUCCCCGGCCCCCGGCUCCCGUACCUCUGGACUCUCCCCUUGGGGGCAUAUAAAAAAGUAAAAUGACAAAAAAAAAAAAAAGAUGAAAAGUACAAAAACAAGAGCAGGUCAACACUCGGCAGGCGCCGCCCGCCCCAGCCGCCCGCAGGCGCAGGGCCGCGGACCCUGAGGGCGGCGCCCCCGCAGCGCCGCGCUGGCCGGCCGGGCCCGGCUGUUCGUGAGAAGCCAUGGCGGGCCGCGGCCACAAUGUGCAAUAACGCGGGGCGCGGGCGUGGGGGGUGUCAAUCCAGCCAGCUACCUCGGUAACUCCACUUCAUUCAGGUUCACUUCCCACGGGGCGGCGGCCCGGGAGCCGCGCUCCCCGCCCCGGCCCCGCCCGACCGUCAGGAAGCAAUACCGGGGCCGGUGGGGGCGGGCGGCCUGGCCGAGUCUCGCAUGAACUCGCCGGGAGGCCGGGGCCCGGGCAGCCGCGCGGCACUCUUUUCUAAUAUUUGUAUUCUAAUUUAAUUGUUUUUUAAAAAUGCAAAUAAAAAAAAAAAAGGAAGAGUA
Molecule: messenger RNA, 2151 nt
Organism: Psammomys obesus (fat sand rat)
Lineage: Eukaryota; Metazoa; Chordata; Mammalia; Rodentia; Muridae
Gene: Pias4
Product: protein inhibitor of activated STAT 4
Exons: 11
Coding region: 60-1544 (494 amino acids)
Biological process (GO): protein sumoylation; regulation of transcription by RNA polymerase II
Molecular function (GO): transcription coregulator activity; zinc ion binding; SUMO ligase activity
Source: RefSeq, a predicted model, not a curated record